Molecule: messenger RNA, 3394 nt
Organism: Leptopilina boulardi
Lineage: Eukaryota; Metazoa; Arthropoda; Insecta; Hymenoptera; Figitidae
Gene: Su(var)3-9
Product: eukaryotic translation initiation factor 2 subunit 3-like
Exons: 4
Coding region: 147-2138 (663 amino acids)
Biological process (GO): formation of translation preinitiation complex; positive regulation of translational fidelity
Cellular component (GO): nucleus; eukaryotic translation initiation factor 2 complex; cytosol
Molecular function (GO): histone H3K9 methyltransferase activity; protein binding; translation initiation factor activity
Source: RefSeq, a predicted model, not a curated record
GCCAUCCCUGGAUGCGUCACUUCCCAUUACUUUUCUGUUGCUGGUCCGUUUGCUGCUUUCCAUUCUUGCACAUGUUGAGUGAAAAGUAAAUUUAAAAACAAGAAAAUUUUGUGUUUCUUGUGAUUUUAAUUAUUGAAUAAUUAAUAAUGGGUGGUGAUGAUAUUCUUGGUGUAACAACUGGACAACCUAAUUUAUUGAAACAAGAGUUAUCAAAACUCGAUGUGCAUCAGCUUUCUCCUUUAUCACCGGAAGUCAUCAGUCGUCAAGCAACUAUCAAUAUUGGCACAAUCGGUCAUGUAGCACAUGGUAAAUCAACAAUUGUCAAAGCUAUUUCUGGUGUGCAAACUGUUCGUUUUAAAAAUGAACUGGAACGAAACAUAACCAUCAAAUUAGAGGCUCGUGCUUGUGCAGCAGAUACUAGCAGUGGAGAAAAGGCAGGACUACCAGAUGAGCCAGGCAAAACGAUCAACGCCUGUCAAAAACGGCCCAUAACUCUUGGAUGCUUUCAACCGACAGCGAAGCAGCCAAAAAUUGAGGAUCAGUUAUGCAAUUCUCAAACAUUGACGUACUUAGAAGAAAAAAAAGAAACAGAAGUACAUGACAGUAAUAAUUGUAUUAUAAAAGAAUGUAACACCGUUGAGAAUUAUGAUGAAUUUUCUUCGAGCAAUACUUCAGUUAAGUAUUUUGUUCCAAUAUCAAACUUGCUAAAACUUGAGAAAUUGAAAGAAGUCAGAAUAGUUUUAGAAGACAUUAGUAAAACAAAGAUGAAUUUAAAAAAUAAUAAAAAAAAAGUCAAGUCUGGGAAUAUAUAUGAAGUCGAAAGAAUAUUAGAUAAAAGAAUUAUGAAUGGAGCAAUUUUUUAUUUAGUUAAAUGGAAGAGUUGGAAUAUGGACAAUACUACGUGGGAACCAAUUAAACAUUUAAAUGAUUGUGCAGAGGCACUGAAUGAUUUUGAGAAAAAUAGAUUUAAAUCAUUAGAAGAGUUUCAAAUGAAAAUUCAAUUUUACCCAAAAAAACGAGAUGUAGAACGAUUCAUGAAGAAAUUAGUCAAUAAUGGUGAAGAAUUUGAUGACUCUCAAAUGACGGCAGAAGAUAAUUUAUUCAAGAAGAUAAAGCAAUACAAUAGAACGUCUCAGAGCAAGCGUGACAGUUGUUUAGAAAAGAUUAAGGAAGGUAUCUUACGAUUGAUGCUCACUAAGGCAAGAAGAGAGCAGGCCAACUCUUUGAAAGAUUGGGAAAACGAAAUCAACAGCAUAACGCAAGGUAAACCUACGAUACGCGUUGAAAAUAUGGUAGAUUUGGAAUGUGCUCCACAAGAUUUCUUGUAUAUUGAAGAUUAUUUGCCAGGUUCAAACGUAACUAUUCCAGAAGAUCCACCAAUUGGCUGUGAGUGUUUGACUUGCGAUUCAAAAACUAGAUGUUGUUUUGCUCAAUGUGAGAGUUCAUUUCCUUAUACGUCAACGGGUAAAAUUCGUUUGCCUCCCGGUACACCAAUAUAUGAGUGUAAUAAACGUUGUCGCUGCCCUCCAGACUGCCAAAACAGAAUUGUUCAGCGAGGUUCUCAAGUGAAAAUUUGCGUCUUCAGAACGUCAAAUGAUAGGGGUUGGGGUGUAAAAACAUUGAGAAAAAUCAAGAGGGGACAAUUUGUUACUCAGUAUGUUGGAGAAGUCAUCACUAAUGAAGAGGCUGAGAAACGUGGUAAAGAAUACGAUGCUGCUGGGCGAACUUAUUUAUUUGAUUUAGACUAUAAUGACACAGAAGACCAGUGUCCCUACACUGUUGAUGCAGCUGUCUACGGAAAUGUUUCGCAUUUCAUUAAUCAUUCUUGCGAACCGAAUUUAGCAGUUUACGGCGUCUGGAUUGAUUGCUUAGAUCCAAAUCUUCCGAAACUGGCUUUAUUUGCUACAAAGGAUAUUGAACAAAACGAAGAACUUACAUUUGAUUAUAUGUGUCAAUCAAUUAGAAUGCAUGAAAAAAAUAAAAUUUCUACAUCUCAAACCCUGAAUGGGACUCUAAAUGUUCCAUCAGAAUCGCGAAAAAGAUUAGAGCUACCAUUGACCUUGUCUAAUGAUAUAACUUUAGAAAAUCGGACUAGAUGCCGUUGCGGUUCAAAGGUCUGUAGACAGUAUUUAUUUUAAUAGGGUUUUUCGAAUGUUUAAUGAAUUAAUAAGUUCAUGUUUUAGUGAAAUUUUUAACAAAAAGAAAAAGUAAAAUAUUUCGCAUAUCUAUCAUUAUUUUGUUCUUUAGCUCAUGUAUAAACUUUAAAUGAGUGUCAUACUGAUCAUGUGUGCAGAAACGAAGCAAUUAUUGAUUAACACAAAAAUCACUCAUAUAUAUUUAUAUGUACUUUCGGAAAGGCAAUCUAUACAUGUAGCUUUUGAUACAACAUAUUUCAUAUUACACUUCUUAUGCAACGUUAAUAAUUACUAUUCAAUUUUUUACUUUUUUACAUUCAAGUAAUCACAUUAAAAUGAACUUUUAUAAACAUAUUGACGUCAAUAAAAAUCCAAUUUAUUUUUAUCAAAAAAAAAAAAAAAAAAAAAAAAAAAAAAGACUUUUUUGUAAAGAUCUUCUUAGGGGUCCUUUAUAAACCACGUAGCUAAUGCCCCAUCUAACAGUGUGCUACAUGGAGGGAUGGGGAAUUUAAUGUUUCCAAAAAAAAGUUGGCUACGUAGUUUAUGGACAACCCCUUAAAAAGAAGAUCAAGUGUUUGCACGUUAUACCUUACAACUAAAAAUAUUCAAGCACAAAGGAAUUUGAAUAUCCCAUCUUUAUUCUUUAUCGUUUCCUUAUAUAAUAAAUUAUAUUAUACUUAAUAUGACAAAAGAAUGUAGCCAUUUUAUAGGAUUUUUAUAAGUGUAUUAUGAUUUUCUACUCUGGGUUCUUUAUAAAGAAACAAUAGCACAUAAUUUUCAAGAUAAAAAUUUUAAAAAUGUAGAAUAUUGUUAUUUUCAAUUGAUUUAGAUUCGGAAUUAACAAUUCUUUUCAACAACAAGAAUAUUUUUCCCAUGUAAAAAUAUAUGAAAAUUUGGUGCUCCUUGCCCCAAAGAUUAACGAUAAUAUGUAUAAAAAACUGCUGUUAUAGUUUUUAGGUUUUAUAAUAAUCUUUAUUGUGACAAAUUUUCAAUUUAAGUAUAUUAAAUUCAAUUUUUAUUCUUCGAAUCAGUUUUUCCAUCUACUUUUAAAUCCACGAUGUAGAUAGUCAAAAAAAGAGAAUAUAUCUAUUUUAAUUUAAACUAUUUUAUUAAGAAAUUCAAUUUUUAACCUCAUAAAUUUUAAAAAAAUUUUGCACAGUAUCUAUCAAGUGCUCAGAUUAAUUUUUAAAAAAGUAUAUUAAAAAUUGUACAAGAUCUUUUCUACUUAAAAUAAAAAUAGUAAAUUAUUUCUUUCUUCA